Molecule: messenger RNA, 1257 nt
Organism: Lodderomyces theae
Lineage: Eukaryota; Fungi; Ascomycota; Pichiomycetes; Serinales; Debaryomycetaceae
Exons: 1
Coding region: 1-1257 (418 amino acids)
Biological process (GO): inositol catabolic process
Cellular component (GO): cytoplasm
Molecular function (GO): inositol oxygenase activity; iron ion binding
Source: RefSeq, a predicted model, not a curated record
AUGGUAGUUAUUUCCUCGUUCAAGUCACGUGCCAAGCAACAUCCUCAAAGGGGAACAAACAUGAAAAAUGGAAUUUCUUUAGUAGAUCCAUCAGAUUCAUUGUCAGCGCAAGUACUUUCCUUAGCUUGCGACAUGUCACGAAUAUCUAAAGCCACAUCCUCUAGCGUUUCCAACCAGAAACGCUCAAAGCUAAUACCAGAGAAACGUGAGGGCCAGCUUUUGGAACAAAUAGACGAUGAGGUGCUCCAUGUCAAUGUCCUACGGAACAAUCUCAAAACCCAGGCAGCUAAAGCGGCAGAAACAAGAGAACCAACAGGUGAAUCUGUGGCAUCUCUACAGCAGCAACUUCCACAGCAGCAGCCGACUCAGUCUACGAUUACACCAACGAUUGAAGAAGAGAUGUCUCUUCAAGAAAAAUCGGAGCAACUAGCUGACGAAAACUGGCACAUCGCCACCGAGUACUACAAAAACAUCGAUACCAAAGCAUUCCGCCAAUACGAGCUAGCUUGCGACAGAGUCAAAUCUUUCUACGAAGAGCAACACGCGAAGCAAACUGUGGCUUACAAUAUCCAAGCUCGAAUCAACUUCAAAACAAAGACUCGUGACCAAAAAAUGACAGUUUGGCAGGCAUUGGAGAAAUUGAACAAGUUGUUGGAUGAAAGCGAUCCCGACACUGAACUCUCACAGAUCCUGCAUGCUUUGCAGACGGCAGAAGCUAUUCGAAGAGAUGGCAGACCACGUUGGUUUCAACUAGUUGGUCUAAUUCAUGAUUUGGGCAAAUUGCUCUAUUUCUACGAUUCACACGGACAAUGGGAUGUGGUUGGUGAUACUUUCCCUGUGGGGUGUAAAUUCUCCAAACGAAUCAUUUUCCCAGAUAGUUUUAAAGCCAACCCGGAUUUCCUCAAUCCAUUAUACAAUACGAAAUACGGCAUCUAUUCGAAACAUUGUGGGUUGGAUAAAGUAAUGUUGAGCUGGGGUCACGAUGAGUACAUGUUUCACAUUGCAAAGAAGUAUUCAAAAUUGCCCAAGGAAGGUUUGGCUAUGAUUCGGUACCAUUCAUUUUAUCCUUGGCAUCAAGAGAUGGCGUACACUUAUCUCAUGAACGAUCAUGAUAAGGAGAUGUUGAAGGCGGUCAAGGCGUUUAACCAAUAUGAUCUAUAUUCAAAGAUUGAGCAAGAGUGUGAUGUGGACAAGUUGAAGCCGUAUUAUCUUGAUUUGAUUGAUGAGUUUUUCCCUGAUAAAGUGAUUGAUUUUUGA